AAUGGAUGAAAGCAGGAAGGAGAUUCAGGAUUAUAAGCCUAAGCCACUCUCAGAUACCACCAAACAAGGUGAAAGUGGCCUGAUACCGAUCCUAACCCCUCAAUAUUACUCCACUGAAGAAAAGGUACCAAUUAAGUUUUGGGGUCGCUUUAUCAGUGCUCUCUUUUGAUGAAACACACAGAAGAAUCCUCAUCGAAGAAGGAAAAUAAAAAACCAGGUAUUUGACAAGCACAUGGACCCUAUUAAAAAUCAGGAUAAACUAUUCGAAAAAGAUCGAGAGGUUGAACCUCUUAACUCUCGUAAACCUAUUAUUACUGACUUAAAUCAUAAAUAGAAGCCUCAAAAGUCGUAGGAAUCAAAAACUUCUCAAAGCUAUGAAGGAUUUCGUUGAUAAUGACUGAGCUCCUGAUAAGCAUGAAGAGGAAAAGAAAACUAGUAAAAACUCCACUGCUAGUGCUGAUCCUCAUGUUAUACAAAAUAUGAUGAAAAAGUCCAGAAGUGCAAGUAAUAAUUCCCUUAGCCAAAAUAAGUCUUCUGAUAAACAAGAGAAUUUGACUAGCCUAUCCGAUUUAAGAAACAACUCUAUUAAUGAAGGAAAGGGAUCAAAUCCCAGAGCAAAGACUGAGAAAUCUGUGUCUAAACGAUCAUCUACAAAUGACCAUCAGCAACAAACUAAUUACAGUCCCCUAAUUAAGAAAAUUAAUGAUUCAUCGUCUAAUAGAAAAGAUUCAGAGAAGACUUUCAAAAGUGCGAUACCUAUAGAGAAAAGGAAGUUUAGCAAUAUUGCAACGAGAAAGAAGAUAGGACAAAGGAGCAAAAGUUUUACCAAGCCUAGGAGAAGACAUAAGAAAGAUUGAAAGAAAAAAUCUAACAAAGAAGUUAGCGAUGAUACUAAGAGCAAGUGCAGCAAGCAUUCUAAAUACAGCAAGCACAGUAAACACAGCAAGCACAGUAAACACAGCAAGCAUAGCAAGCACAGUAAACAUAGUAAACACAGGAAUCAUCAUCACCACAAACACCAUAGUGGGAAACAUCAUCACUGAAGUAGAAAGAACGCUUCUAAGAGUUCAUCGCCUAGUUCAAAAUCUGCGACUCAAUCAUCUAAUCCUCGAAAUAUAAGCACUCUUCAAAAACAGAUGACUCUGACUAGGAACUACAACGCUCAGAAUUUGAAGAUGAAGGCUGAGGAGUUAGUCCAGAGAAGAGUUAACAGAGAGAUGAGGAAGCACACUGAAGAUCUUACACUUGAGAAGCUAGUCGCUCAACGAGAAAAAGAAGAAUAUUCCUCAGACACUGACUUAGGAGUCUCUCCUGAUAAUAUUAUUAACAUAAAGAGACUGUAUAGGCAUCAUAAGAAUAGUGUCUCUAAGCGGCUGAAUGAUGAUAGUGAGGAUGGAGCAGUAGGUUCACCGAGCAAAAGUCCUAAGCAUUUCGGAAUCAGUGAUAAUCUUUCCCGGCUCAUGGAUGACAAACGCAGUACUAUCAAAGAGCAGGCUGAGGAUGAAGAGGAGUUUACUGGAAGCAGUUUAAAUAUAUCAGGCAAUCUUCAUUUCAUCCAAAGUAGCAAGAGGUGAAAGAAAAAGGAUUCUGACCCCUGAAGCAAAUCUUCCAAGAAAACUUCACUACGGAAGAACUCAGACAACUUGAAAAUGUCAGAUCAGUCAACACCUAUUGGAAUUUUUGAAAAGCCCAGAAAAUUUACUGAAAAUAUUCUGGAAAAUGCUAAAAAGCAAGCAAAAACCUCUAAGAACAAUAAUGAAAAGUCUACCACUAUAGGAGGUACUUCUGUUGUUACUCCUUUUAUGCAAUCUGUUAAAGAUUCUGGAUUUGGAGAAGUUGCAGUUCCAAUGAUUUCUACCCCAGUUAUGAAAAAGAAACCUAAGAGGGUAUCCAAAGGGAACAUAGAAAGCCCCACUAAGACUUCUCAAAGCAAUAACUUCAUACUGAAGAGCUUAGGGAGUAGACUUGGGGGUGAGAAGCCUGAGAUGCCUGCUCCAUAAUUUAAAAUAUCAACACUACUUCUUAAUUUUUAGCAACCUUGUUGCUGCCUAUUAUUAUUUUAAGAUUCCUUUAAUACAACUUG
Molecule: messenger RNA, 2083 nt
Organism: Moneuplotes crassus
Lineage: Eukaryota; Ciliophora; Spirotrichea; Euplotida; Euplotidae
Source: the annotation of a GenBank genome assembly